AUGCGAGCCUUCGGGUUGUUUGGUCGCAUAUCAGCCACCGCUACCACCGCUGCUGCUACCACUGCCGCCAUAUCUCGUUCCAAGACAACGGCCACGGCCACGGCCGCUUCGCGACUAGUCUCUCUCUCCAGGCACUUCUCCUCCACCCCGCCCAUCAUGGCCCCCAUCUCGAAAGAGAUCGACCUGCUCGUCAUCGGCGGCGGCAGCGGUGGCCUCGGUGCCGCUCGCAUGGCCAGCGGCAAGUUUGGUGCCAAGGCCAUGAUUGUCGAGGCCCAGCGCCUCGGCGGCACAUGCGUCAAUGUUGGCUGCGUGCCCAAGAAGGUCACCUUCAACGCCGCCGCCAUCGCCGAGGCCAUCCGCGACUCCAAGGCCUACGGCUUCUCGGUCGAGGAGGCCAAGCCCUUCGACUUCGGCGCCUUCAAGCGCAAGCGCGACGCCUACGUCAAGCGGCUCAACGGCAUCUACGAGCGCAACCUCGCCAACGACAAGAUCGAGUACGUCCACGGCCGCGCCCGCCUCCUCAGCCGGCACGAGGUCGAGAUCGCCCUCGACGACGGCUCCACCGCCACCGUGCGCGCGAACCGCAUCGUCGUCGCCGUCGGCGGCGAGCCCGCCAGGCCCCCCGCCGACAUCCCCGGCGCCGAGCUCGGCACCGACAGCGACGGCUUCUUCGACAUCGACGCCCUCCCCCGCAGGGUCGCCAUCGUCGGCUCCGGCUACAUCGGCGUCGAGUUCGCCGGCAUGUUCAACGCCCUCGGCGUCGAGACCCACCUCUUCAUCCGCCACCAGACCGUCCUGCGCGCCUUCGACCCCAUGAUCCAGGAGGGCGUCACCGCCGAGUACGAGCGCCUCGGCGUCCGCGUGCACAAGGAGUCGGCCCUGACCCGCGUCGAGCGCGACCCCGCCACCGGCGCGCUCACCAUAGCCUACCGCGGCCCCGCCGGCGAGGCCACCCUCGACGGCGCCGACCACCUCAUCUGGGCCAUCGGCCGGACGCCCCUGACGCGCGGCCUCGGGCUCGAGGAGGCCGGCGUCCGCCUCGACGCCAAGGGCCACGUCGUGGUGGACGAGUUCCAGAACACGUCGGUCGACAACAUCUUCGCGCUCGGCGACGUGGCGGGGCGCGUCGAGCUGACGCCGGUGGCGAUCGCGGCGGGGCGGCGGCUCGCCGAGCGGCUGUACGGGGGCGCGGCGUUCGCGGCGGCGCGCAUCUCGUACGAGGACGUGCCGUCGGUCGUGUUCGCGCACCCGGAGGUGGGCAGCGUCGGGCUGACGGAGCCGCAGGCGGAGGCGCGGUACGGCCGCGAGAACCUGACGGUGUACCGCACCAGCUUCACCGCCAUGUACUACGCCAUGAUGGAGCCCGAGCACAAGGCGCCGACGCGGUACAAGGUGGUGUGCGCCGGCCCCGAGCAGCGCGUCGUCGGCCUGCACAUCAUGGGCCUCGGCAGCGGCGAGAUGCUCCAGGGCUUCGGCGUCGCCGUCAAGAUGGGCGCCACCAAGAAGGACCUCGACGCCUGCAUCGCCAUCCACCCCACCAGCGCCGAGGAGCUCGUCACCCUCAAGUAG
Durotheca rogersii is the source of this 1569-nucleotide messenger RNA. RefSeq lists its product as uncharacterized. Gene Ontology annotation, cellular component: cytosol; mitochondrion. Gene Ontology annotation, molecular function: glutathione-disulfide reductase (NADPH) activity; NADP binding; flavin adenine dinucleotide binding. Gene Ontology annotation, biological process: glutathione metabolic process; cellular response to oxidative stress; cell redox homeostasis. The record is from RefSeq and is a predicted model, not a curated record. The transcript is spliced from 2 exons. Bases 1 to 1569 code for a protein of 522 amino acids. NCBI's taxonomy places the organism in Eukaryota, Fungi, Ascomycota, Sordariomycetes, Xylariales, Xylariaceae.